AUGGCUUUCUCUCAAGGAGCCCUGGCUCUCGACCAGGUCACUCCUCCGUCACAGCCCCAGAUAGCUCUUGCAUUGGCUAUCGUCAAGCAGAAGCCUACCGAAAUCGAUCUCAAGGAAUAUCUCCCACAGAUUCGCCAGUACAUAAAAACCACAAGGGACUUCUGUCGAGCUACAUCCCAAGACAAGUUUUUUGACAGCGUCUCCUUCUGGCAGCAGGCGUAUGAGAAGUCAGAAGCAGAGCAAAGCAAGCUUCUUGACCGGAUCUAUGAACUGGAACAACGGAAUGCAGCUCUUGCUACCAAAAUCAAACCCCGCGAUGCAGCUGCUUCUCUAGAGGAAGAGCUGGGCCCGCUAUCGAGCAAGCGAAAGACAGCCAGCAAAAGCUCUGUCAACCGCAAGAGAGCAAAAACUCAGGUAUCUACUGGUGCUAAUCACAACAACAGUUCCCAGAUGAGGAGUGAUAAUCUCUCCAACGGGAUUGAAGAUUUAGAAGGGGUAACUACUUCGUUUAUGAGGAAUUUCUUCAGCCUCCAGAAGGUUCUACAGAAGAGACCAAGCUGCAGCAACAUUGUCUUGGCUGCAGUUGCUUUGUGUGAAGCUACUGCAAAAGAACUGCUAAAUGCGGUUGACCAGAAUCAAGUGAAAGAUUCCACCUGUCGCUUGAAGCCAGCACGGACAGUGCUGCGGACGGAAAUUCCAGACUUUACAUCAGUUUUACAUGGUGUCGAGAUUGCAAUUGGGCUCCUCUACCAGGCGUUGAAUAAACUUUCUGGUACAGGAGGUAAACGAGAUCUGGGCCAGGUCACAUAUCAUCUUGUUCGUCUCUUUGACGACACCAUGGUGGUUUUACAGAAACACUGUAAAGCCAGAACUAACAAGUCUACUGCCACUUCAAAGGCAGGCACGAAAUAUCAAAGGACAAAGCAAUCGGCUAAGUCGAAGCAUUCAAAGAUGAGUCGUCCUGUUGAAGCUCAUCUAUCGACGACGGGGGAUGAUGUCUCGAUGCACAUCACUCGCUUGCUUAGCACAAUGGCUCUUUCACUAGAUCCUUCGUCUGCAGAGCACAGAGACCUUUUAGAAGGCUUUCUGUUUAUAUUACUCAGUCGCGUGGGAAAACUAUUAUGUCUGUUUGUCUUCCGAGACCUACGCUUACACCCUGACCUGAAAGUCAACACCGCCAAGCUUCCCCUUCCGGAAGGUCUAAUUGAGGCAGACAUGAGUGAAGUAUCCCUUCAUUCAGCACAGCUCGAGGCGAAGCAUCUAGUCUGGCUUUUAGAAAGGGUCCUCGCUUUCUUAGAUACUGUGCCAUCGUUGCCCUCAUCGCCAUCUCAGAAGCAAGCUCUCAAUGGUGAAUUCAUCCUCGGAAUCAAAGAGAAGCUGCAAAGUACUCUUCUCCAAGCGGUCUUUGGUGCCAAUGACCCACUGUUUCAGCAAUCCUUGAAGUACCCGGCACGUCCAGAAUCAUCGGAACUCGACAGAUUAAGAAAGUGUGUGCAGGUUCCUGAGCAGUCUGUGCCAGACUGGUUUACACAGGAGGUUUGGAGACUAUUAGGAUGGGAUAUCCUGGUGAAGAACGACCAUUUCAAAGGCUAG
This is a messenger RNA of Monascus purpureus, 1593 nucleotides long. NCBI's taxonomy places the organism in Eukaryota, Fungi, Ascomycota, Eurotiomycetes, Eurotiales, Aspergillaceae. The record is from the annotation of a GenBank genome assembly.